Messenger RNA from Eucalyptus grandis, 657 nucleotides. Its product is annotated as 2-oxoglutarate-Fe(II) type oxidoreductase-like. The record is from RefSeq and is a predicted model, not a curated record. Bases 1 to 657 code for a protein of 218 amino acids. Lineage: Eukaryota; Viridiplantae; Streptophyta; Magnoliopsida; Myrtales; Myrtaceae. The transcript has 6 exons.
AUGAAUCCGAUCCAUUGGCCUCAGGUGUGCUUGGAUUCCGGCUUUUUCUACGUGGCCAAUCAUGGAGUCAGCCAGGACUUGAUGGAGGAGGUCUUCGUCCAGAGCAGGCGGUUCUUCGGUUUGCCUUUGAGCGAGAAGAUGAAGCUGCUGAGGAACGAGAAGCACCGAGGCUACAGUCCUCUGUUCGAUCAGGUCCUCAACCCUGCAAAUCAGAUAAGCGGAGAUUAUAAGGAGGGAUACCACAUAGGAGUGGAAGUACCAGAGGAUGAUCCUCGUGCGCAGAAGCCUCAUUUUGGACCAAACCUCUGGCCUUCUGAGGGUAUAUUGUCAAUAUGGAGGCAAACGAUGGAGAAAUUCCAUAGUCAAGCAUUAAAUGUGGCAAAAAUAGUCACAAGGAUUAUUGCUAUAGCACUUGAUCUGGAGGCUAAUUGUUUUGAUAAGCAAGAAAUACUCAGCAAGCCUAUUGCGAACUUGUGCUUGUUGCACUGUGAAGGUCUAGUCUCUUAUCCCUCUAAAGGAAUAUAUGGAGCUGGGGCACAUUCAGACUUUGGGUUUAUUACCUUGUCGGCAACAGAUGGUGUCUCAAGUCUUCAAAUUUGCAAGAACAAGGAUGUUAAACCUCAAACAUGGGAAGAUGUGCAACCUUUGAAAGGGUAA